AUACGGAAAUUGAUUGGAUUGCAUACAUGCAGGAAGUUAAUAGCUUCUUGAAUGGAACCCUAGACUAUGACAAGAUUGAAGGCCAAACUGGGCCUUGUGUGUACGAUGAAAUUUUGACAAAACACGGAACGGAUAUACGCUUGGCACAAUAUAUAUUUGUCGCUUUAUAUCUUUCAACUCUGGUCCUUGUCUUUAAUUUGUAUCGCCUUUCAAGACGUGUACCGCCAUAUGCAAUACUACUCAUGUGUUGCAUUUCAUAUCGUAUUCACUCAAUAUAUAUGUUGCGAUUAUUUAAUGAUCCGUUUGCCAUGCUUAUGCUCUAUGCUUCAAUCAAUGCCUUUGUUUAUGGUCGUUAUAGCUUAUCCAGUGUUCUUUUAAGCAUAGCAGUUUCGAUCAAGAUGAAUAUUCUUCUUUUCGUCCCUGGUUUCAUCACAAUACUGCUUGAAUAUCGAGGAAUCAUUGAAACUACAGGCCACCUGGCUGAAUGUGGUAUAGUUCAGCUUCUUCUCGGAGCUCCAUUCAUCUUUCACAACAGUGGAGCCUAUUUUGCCAGUGCUUUUAAUUUCGGCCGUCAGUUCAUGUACAAAUGGACCGUCAAUUGGCGUUUAAUCCCUGAGCACCUCUUUUUGGAUCAUAGGUUCCAUAUGCUUUUGCUGGCACUCCACGGCAGUUUUCUUCUAUGUUUUCUUAUAAAAUAUGUAAAGGCUAAAGGAGGAAUUCGCCGCUUCCUAAAACUUGGCUCUUCUGGUGAUGUCAUCCUAGAUACAUCAAGUAGGCCUAAAUAG
Molecule: messenger RNA, 785 nt
Organism: Protopolystoma xenopodis
Lineage: Eukaryota; Metazoa; Platyhelminthes; Monogenea; Polystomatidea; Polystomatidae
Source: the annotation of a GenBank genome assembly